Molecule: messenger RNA, 1728 nt
Organism: Blastocystis hominis
Lineage: Eukaryota; Bigyra; Opalinata; Blastocystidae
Exons: 6
Coding region: 1-1728 (575 amino acids)
Biological process (GO): DNA replication; chromosome segregation; DNA topological change
Cellular component (GO): nucleolus; chromosome
Molecular function (GO): DNA topoisomerase type I (single strand cut, ATP-independent) activity; DNA binding
Source: RefSeq, a predicted model, not a curated record
AUGGUCUUCCAGCCGCUCUACGCGCCGCACGGCGUGCCGCUCUACUACGACGGGAAGCCCGUGGCGCUGACGCCCGAGCAGGAAGAGAUCGCGACGCUCUACGCGCAGGUGGGCGACGACGCGAUCCAGCUGCGCGACCCGAAGACCGCCGCGGUGUUCAACGCGAACUUCUUCUCGUUCUUCCGCGAGGCGCUGGGCGCGGACAGCCCGGUGCGGACCAUGGACAAGUGCGACUUCAGCGCGAUCCGCGCGCACCUCGAGGCGCAGCGGAAGCAGCGCGUCAAGACCUCCGCGGAGGAGAAACAGCAGCAGCAGCUGCGCAUGGGGUACAUGCUGGUAGACGGCAACUGCCAGAAGGUAGGGAACUACGUCAUCGAGCCGCCCUCGCUGUUCCGCGGCCGCGGCAUGCAUCCGCGCAUGGGCUCGGUGAAAAUGCGCGUGAUCCCCGAGCAGGUACUGCUGAACGUGGACCUGAACAUGGCGGUGCCCGCGUGCCCGAUGCCCGGACACAACUACGAGUCGAUCGUGUGCAAGAAGGACACGCUGUGGCUGGCGAAAUGGGAGGACAACCUCGGCCAUGGCAAGUACUGCGGCGUGAACGCGUCCUGCUAUUUGAAGGGGCAGAACGAUAUGGAGAAGUACGAAAUCGCCCGCAGACUCAAGCGGUUCAUCCGGAAGAUCCGCUCCACCGUGCUGCGAGACCUCAAAAGCGACGACAAGAAGGAAAAACAACUCGCCACGGCGAUUUGGAUCAUCGAUAAACUCGCGCUGCGUGUCGGAAACGAGAAAUCCGAGGACGAAGCCGACACGGUAGGAUGUUGUUCUCUGCGCGUGGAACACUUAUCCUUCGCGGACGACUGCACGCUCACCCUGGAUUUCCUCGCGAAGGACUCGAUGCCCUACCACCAGACCAUCCAGCUCGACCAAUACGAAGGCGGGAAGCUGGUGUUCAAGAACUUAAAGUCGUUCUGCAAGGCGAAGAGCCCGAAGGACGACGUGUUCGACCUGCUGUCGACGUCGUCGCUGAACGCGCGGCUGACCCAGUUCAUGCCCGGCCUCACCGCGAAGGUGUUCCGAACCUACAACGCGUCGGUGACGCUCGAGGAGCAGCUGCACUCCACGUACCCCGCGGGGACGUCGGUCGAGGAGAUGGUGCUGCAGUACAACGACGCAAACCGCGAGGUGGCGAUUCUGUGCAACCAUCAGCGCUCGCUGCCGAAGAAUUGGGACCAGACCAACGCCAAGAAGCGCGGGCAGAUCGAGCUGCUCCAGCGGCAGACCGACGAGCUGCGGCAGAUGCUGCGCGAUGUGCGCGCGCAGAAGCCGGUGGAGCUGCUGCCCGAGGCGUACUGGGCCCCGGUGAAGAAGGAGGAGGUUCCGGAGGACGCGAGCGAAGAGGAGCGGAAGCAAAUCAAGGAGAAACACGACGAAAGGGUCGCCGAGCGCGCGCAGUAUCUGCAUCUGUUCAAGUCACAGCCCACCGAGGCGCAGGUAGAGAAGAGGCUGGAGGCGUACUCCAAGCGGUUGGCGGAUGGGGAGCUGAAGCUGCGCGACAUGGAGUCAAAUAAGCUGGUGGCGCUGGGGACCAGCAAGAUUAAUUAUAUGGAUCCGAGAAUCACGGUGGCGUGGUGCAAACGAAACGAAGUGCCGAUUGAGAAGAUUUUUGCAAAGACGUUACGAACCCGACAUAAUUGGGCUAUGUGCGUUCCCGAAUCCUAUCGUUUCUGA